GAGCAACACAACCUCCUCUCCACCAUGGACCAUAUUUUUGUUUUUAAUUCACAGUUGCUAAGUAAUGUUAACAUAUGUUACCCAUGCCAAUAAGCCCAUAAUAGCGAUGUUGCGUAGUUGAAAAAAAGCGAUCUUUGGGAUGUCUUUAAUGUGCUGAUCAAAAGAAAGAGUUGAAUCGAACAUGAUGCCAAGAUUCUUAACUGUUGAACUGAUAUCACACAGUUAUCUAGAGUUACUGUUACCUGAUCAAACUGAUGUCUAUGUUGAGCAGGGCCAAUGACCAGCAUCUCAGUUUGAACCAAAUUUAGGAGCAAGAAAUUACUUGACAUCCAGUUUUUCACUGCAGACAGGCAGGUAUUUUGACGGCCAGAGUGACCUGCGGGUCGACUUUCGCCUGUCCAGGGCGUCUUUUGAUGCCCUGAUGGCAGCCAUUGGGAAGAACGCAGAUCAUGGUGGAGGGCCUGUUAUCGAGUCCCUGGUCUUCUUGUUUUGGUUGGCUAGUGUAACUUCCUACCAUGUUGUGGCCAGGGCAUUUGACAUGCCCCGAACCACAGUUCACCAGGCAGUCCACAAAACCAUCGGGAAGAUAUUGGCUCUCCUCCAUCAAAUCAUCCGCCACCCAACAGAGGAGGAUCUGGUUUCCGUAUAGGAGCAGGCUUCGCAUGUGACAUACCCUAGCGCUCAAAACUGUGUACAAGCCUCUUUCAAUAGGCCUUGACUCAGUGUUUCCAGUUUUUCCUCCAGCUAACACCGUGACGUAGUCGUGAUGUCACACAAAAGGGUCUCUGAAAAUGUUUUUGUUUAAAACGUCAUCUGUAGUUCCUAUUAAUUUCUGACAUCAUCAACAUUCUAGAAUGAUAAUUGUUAACUGGCUGUGAUCUCAUAAGCACACAUUCCACAUUCUGUGCUUAUGCUUCUGCUCCACUGAAAUCACUACAACAACUGAACUGAUCCUGAGACCCUCUGUAGCUGAUAACAGUUUUAUUUGCAGAAAUGGCAACUGAAUUAACAUCAAUCUCAGACAACUACGACAUCCUUGAUGUCCUGGGAGAGGGAAGCUACGGAAUAGUCGUAGGAUGUUACAAACGGGACACCAAGGAAGUUGUGGCUGUGAAACUCUUAAAAAAACCCAGAUUUUCACAGAACUACGACCGAAGGGAGAUGGUCAUCUUGAAAAAGCUCCAAUGUUUGGACCCUGAUGAGUCCAGGAUCAUCAGAUGCCUUGAGUGGUACCACGGAAAAGAAACUGCCUACAUGGUGUUUGAGAUGAUGGACAUCAGCCUCCAUGGCUUCAUGGCUCACAGAAAAUGGGCUCCUUUGCCAUUGAAUGGCAUAAGGACCAUCAUCAAAGAUUUGGCCACAGCAUUAGCUGCCCUGGGGAGAGUCGGUCUGAUCCAUACAGAUUUGAAGUUGGCCAACGUCAUGCUGGUGGAUCAUAAGACGCAGCCAUUCAGGACAAAGCUCAUUGACUUUGGCUUGACUCUGCGGAAAUCCGAAGCCUGGCCAGGACAAGCUGUUCAGCCUUUGCUGCACAGGUCUCCUGAAGUCAUUCUGGGCCUCCCAUUCUCUGAGGCCAUUGACAUCUGGGCUCUCGGCACAAUAAUGGCCAGGCUCUCCCUCGGCUUUUCACUUUUCCCGGGGACUCAUGAGUAUGAUGUGCUGCGUUACAUCAUCGACCUCCUGGGUGAAGUUCCGAAGAAACUUGUGAAGGCUGGGAGAAGGACAAAGCUCUACUAUAAGGGAAGAGGCAAUUUCUUCAUGAACACGAAUUGGACAAUGAAGACGCCAGAACAGUUUUUCAAGGAAACCGGCCACAGCACACAAGAACACAGGGCAUACAAGGCACCCUCUCUGAACGAGCUGACAGCGUUGAACAUGCUCCGAGGAAACAAGGAAGAGGAGGCUGAUAGGAGAGCUUGUUUUGACCUGAUGAAGAAAAUGCUUCAGAUGGAUCCCAAGAACAGGAUUACCCCAAACAAAAUCCUGGCACAUCCAUUCAUAAAGGGGAGCUACGUCAGAUACAGCAAAGGAUGCACAAUGUCCACAGUCGUUGACGUCAGCAAGAGCCCUGCAGAGACCAAGGUUGAUGACUGUCCCCAGGCUGUGGAGAAGAAAUCCCACCCUCCAAAGGAUGAGAAAUCCAACUCUCCAAAAGAUGAGAAAUCCAACUCUCCAAAGGAUGGGAAAUCCAACUCUCCAAAAGAUGAGAAAUCCAACUCUCCAAAGGCAAAGGAUGAGAAAUCCAACUCUCCAAAGGAUGAGAAAUCCAACUCUCCAAAGGAUGAGAAAUCCAACUCUCCUAAGGAUGAGAAAUCCAACUCUCCUAAGGAUGAGAAAUCCAACUCUCCUAAGGAUGAGAAAUCCAACUCUCCAAAGGAUGAGAAAUCCAACUCUCCUAAGGAUGAGAAAUCCAACUCUCCAAAGGAUGAGAAAUCCAACUCUCCAAAGGAUGAGAAAUAUAACUCUCCAAAGGAUGAGGAAUCCAACUCUCCAAAGGAUGAGGAUGCUAGAGACUCAAAAUCGGUCAGUGACUCGACUGAUAGCAGCCUCUCUAGUAGCGAAGACAGCACAUUUGAGGACUUGGACAGCAUGAUCAUCCCAUCAGCUCCUCAAAACAGACCAGAAUCCUCUCAGAUACCUGAGGCCAUUGAGCCCAAGAAGAAGAAGAAGAAGAAGAGAGGAAUCCAAAGAUUCUUGUCCACCUUGAAGAGGAACAUUUUCUGUUGCUUCUGUGCGCCAAAGAACGGCGAUGAAUGAAGCAGUGAGUCUCCCGAUAAGAGUCACUGACCGGUGAACGGCUGAGACCAAAGGGGACCAUGAGUCACUGACCGGUGAACGGCUGAGACCGAAGAGGACCAUGAGUCACUGACCGGUGAACGACUGAGACCAAAGGGGACCAUGAGUCACUGAUCGGUGAACGACUGAGACCAAAGGGGACCAUGAGUCACUGACCGGUGAACGGUUGAGACCAAAGGGGACCAUAAACGCCUGUCAUAGAAGAACUCCUACUCCUACUAAGCCUUCCAAAAUAUAGUCCAGGAAGAAAGCUACUACCAGAAGCUACACGUCUGUGACUUGGAGUCACAAUAAUCAAGGCCUAUUGAAGGAGGCUUGGACAAGGGCAGACACGGGUCUUGGGGUAUAACACAUGCGCAGUGUAACUGAAGCUGUGGUCGUGCGUUGCGAUUGGUCCAAUUUCGGCGAGUGCAGACCAGAUUUUUCUGCGCAUGUGUUGUACCCCAAAGAUAUGACGCGGUGAUGAUGCAUGACCCAGCCUCCUUCAAUAGGCCUUGACAAUAAUCCGACUGGUUAGCCAUUUUUCCCCGAAGAACCACUCCACAGCCACUCCAUCCGACACAUAUUAUCCGUCUGUCCGUCCUGGAAGAGGGAUCCCUCCUCUGUUGCUCUUCCUGAGGUUUCUUCCAUUUUUACCCUGUUAAAAGGGUUUUCGUGGUUAAGUUUUUUCUCAUCCGAUGCGAGGGUCGUACUGUAAAGGACAGAGGGUGUCUUAUGCUGUACCGAUUGUAAAGCCCCCUGAAACAAGUGAUUUGUGUUUUUGGGCUAUACAAAUGAAAUUGACUUGAAUAAGAGCCUGUGGUUUUGGUAAUCGCUGGAGAGUAGAGUGUGGGAGCAUCGGCCGGUGGCCUGUGAAGGGCCGCCGAUACGAUACUUUCACGCUACCUCUUGCUGAUUGCUGCACCAUGGUGGAAAAGGAAGUAGACAAACUUCGAAGUCAGCUACAACAGCAUGGAGUUGAGUGAGGAGUGAUGAAGGAAUGGGAAGGCUAGUGGGAGUAGGAGGAAUAAACAGGAUAAAUAAAUAAAUAUCUUUAUGAAAUAA
Sebastes umbrosus (honeycomb rockfish) is the source of this 3840-nucleotide messenger RNA. RefSeq names its product homeodomain-interacting protein kinase 1-like. Gene Ontology annotation, molecular function: protein serine/threonine kinase activity; protein tyrosine kinase activity; ATP binding. Gene Ontology annotation, biological process: peptidyl-serine phosphorylation; peptidyl-threonine phosphorylation. The coding region runs from base 994 to 2757 and encodes 587 amino acids. The record is from RefSeq and is a predicted model, not a curated record. Gene Ontology annotation, cellular component: cytoplasm; nucleus. The transcript is spliced from 12 exons. NCBI's taxonomy places the organism in Eukaryota, Metazoa, Chordata, Actinopteri, Perciformes, Sebastidae.